AUGCUUGAAUGUAUAUUUCAGCACUUACAAUCGACAUUGGAAACAAUGAAUUUUCAUUAUCGAGAACAAAGAUGGGGACGUUAUUCAUUGGCAUUUGCAGUUGGUACCAAUCGAUCGUACAUGAAUAAUCAAUUAGAAUUAAAUGAAAAAAUAUCAUGUUUUAUUAAUGAUCAUGUACAAAAAGUCGAAAGAUCCUAUCGUUUUAAAAUUGAAGAAAAAUUUAAGAAAAAGUUGAUUGUUGUCGUCAAUCGAAUAAAUCAAAUGUUACCAUCAUCAUCAUCAUUAACAUCUUCAAUUGCUACAACAUCACCUGAAGAUAAUUUAAGAUCCAAUGGGAGGUUAUUUUCAUCUAAAAUGAACUCUUCCACAACAUCAUAUUUAUAUAAUGUUGGCCAAUCCGAACAAUUCAUUCCACAUCCUGUACCAUCAUCAAUUAAUCAAAAGUUGCAUGGAAAUGUAGAUGAAGCACAAUUAACAACAUCAUCAACAAAAAUGUGUUAUAAUGAAUUUGAUACAUUUGAUAUGGAUAACGAAGAAUUACAUUUAAACCGAACAUAUGGACCAGAUAAUGGAAUAUCAUAUAAUUCAUCAACUAAUCAAGUAUCAACGCAAAUAUUAAAUCCAAACAUAAGACAUAUCUCAACAUCAAUAGAUAUUAUGAAUUUAUCACCACAUAUGAAAAUACAAGUAUGGUUUUUUUGUUUAUCCAUCAGAUUCAAUAAAUCCAAAUGGAAUGAUCAUUUCAAAUCCUGGUGGUCCAUCAUAUUCAUCAAAAUUUUACUACCUCUACCACUAUCAUUCAAUACAAUGCAACAGCAUCUUCAUCAUUUACCACCUCUACAUUAUAUUAAAAUGCAAAAUAUGGAUCCAUUACUUGCUCCACCCUCUAAUCAUCAACAACAAUAUAUGGAUCCAUUAUUUGCUCCACCAUCCAAUCAUCAACAACAAUAA
Rotaria sp. Silwood1 is the source of this 951-nucleotide messenger RNA. The record is from the annotation of a GenBank genome assembly. Lineage: Eukaryota; Metazoa; Rotifera; Eurotatoria; Philodinida; Philodinidae.